Radiomyces spectabilis is the source of this 760-nucleotide messenger RNA. RefSeq lists its product as uncharacterized. Lineage: Eukaryota; Fungi; Mucoromycota; Mucoromycetes; Mucorales; Radiomycetaceae. The transcript is spliced from 3 exons. Bases 95 to 655 code for a protein of 186 amino acids. The record is from RefSeq and is a predicted model, not a curated record.
UGAAAAAAGAAGGAAAAAAAGAAAAAGGUGUGGCAAGGUCAACAAAUCGGAAACCACCGGAAAAGGUUGCAUUAUUAAGGUUCCUCAAGUGUCUAUGGGUGAUCGGACCGCGCCCAUUUGCGACGAGUCAACGGUAGCUACAGUACGAUUACCGCGACGUCAAUUUAGAAGUCAAUGCAAAAAGGCACGACGGCGUCAACGGCGUCAAAAGGAAGCCGAGGCCCGGGAUCGGCAGGCCCCGCUCCCCACAGAAGAAGAAAAACGGCACCAACAAGAACAAGCUUUAGCCGACCAAUUGGAAUACGAGCGACAGAAAGCGCUUUGGGAAGAACGUGAAAGACAACACAAUCUCAUCAAUACAGCGAGGCGGAAAGCUUUGGAAACCGAACAAAAAGCCAAGGAAUUGGCCAAGCAAAAGUGGCAAGCCGCAUUAUUAAGUAUGCCGAUGAUACCAAGUUCAUCUUUUCCCAUUGAACGGAAAGUCGAGAGGAAGAAAACGAGCAAUAUGAAAAAGUUCAUUGGGUCUGAACCUCUUGGUGGCACAAACCUGCCUAUUCCCCGAAAACGCUACAAAGAUCGACUGAAAGAUACCAGAAGCAGUAGUAACCGAUUAGACCACGAUCCAAACAACGAUGGUGAUACGCUAACCCAUUGAACAAACACACCAACUCAUUGGCCAUGAUCUCACCGUUGGCCCAUAUCCUUUUACUUUGACGCGCACUUUCUCUCCUUUUUUUUUCUUUACUUUCACUCUUUUUCG